CUUCCACCUUGGCACUAGACGAUCUCAAUGAAGAGUUUUUUUCCCCUCCAUUCUUCAGAGGCCUCUUCUCAGGGAAACCCUGCAGCCAACCUUGUAGAGCCUGGAAACCUCUUGUUUUGCAGCACUGAUGUGCUGGCACUCCUGGAGGGACAAGUCCAACAGAGAAGUGAUUUCCUAACGUUGAAGGAAAAGGAAAAGAAAAAGGGUUCUUUUCCAAAACGACUUAGGGGACACUACCAACUAAAUACUUCAGGGGAAAUGUUGGAGUCAAUUGCUGAUAAGCAUGACUCAGCAGUCUCCCUUCCUUUUUGAAGCAGCAAAGGGAUGGCAAAGGAGCUGCAUGUGAACCAGCAGCCCCCAUAUCCUAUGACCUCAGAGGACCAUUUACAGCAGAAACAUGUCCAGCUCUUCUGGGGUCUCCCAUCUCUGCACAGUGAGUCCUUGGCCCCUGCUGCCCAUGUUUCAGGUGACUGUUCCUCAAUCUUCAUUUUCAAUAGAAUCUUUAAUUUCUCCAUGGACCAAGAAACCCCAGUAUGCUCCCAUCCUCUACCUUUGUCCUUGCCUGAGAUCCAGCCUCAAGCCUUGCCUCAAACCCUGCCCCAGUCCAAGCCCCUACCUCUCAGUCAAGUCCAGUCCCAGGCCCACCUUCAAUCCCCACUCCCAAUCCUACCAUCUGGUCCUCUACCUGGGACCCAGACCUGUGGAGUGUGUUUCCAUAUACCCCAGAAUGAAUCAGAGUCUCUCAUCUCAUCUGAAAUUCAACAACUGGAGUGGAACAUGUUGCAGGAGCAACAGGAAAGUUUGUUGGGUUCAUCCUUUGUGGUCCAAAGAUCUCAGGAAGACUUUUGUCCUUCAGCUCCAAACUCUCUUUACCACCAGGCCUCCCAGGCCCAUGUUUCCAUCUCCACCCUUCCUGGAGAGUUUCCUCUCAGCGUUGAGCUUCAGAAGAAACUAGAGCAUCAUCUUCAAAAGAGGCUCAUCCAACACCACGGGGGCCUGCCCCGCAGGAUCCAUGAGUCUCUGUCACUGAUGAUGCCUCCGAGAGAUUUCUCACACACAGCUGAUUUGGAGAGCAACCAUGGACUCUCAUGGGUCUCUGUGAAUAAAAAUCUGAAUGUUGGAUUGAGCCAACCUGGAAGCUUCCAUGAGAGGGGCUCAGAAAUGCUUCAGCUAGAGAAGGAUGUGGGGAAGGAUCAGGGACAUAGCUCACAGAAUGGCCCAAAAUCUCAUCUGUUGAGUGAUCCAGAGAGCUCUUCAGAUAACGAUCUGGGCUAUGAAUCUGAGAAAAACCUAAAUAGUCACAUGGCAAGUCUGUCGGAAAAAAAAUCAAGGGCCUCAGGGGGCAGUCUAGGUCAGAAACAACUUGAAAGUGUCCUGAAAGUACAUUUGGGCAAGAAGUUUGAGGAAAUCAGUGAGGGUCGGCUCCCUGGGACUGUGCAUAGUUCAUGGCAUGCUGUCAAGCAGACACUGCUGCUUUCUGUGAAAUCUCACACCCAAGUAACACGGAGAAGUAUGCCACCAUUAGUGGGUGAGGACUCCUCCCUGAAUACCUUCCAGGACCUUUCCUUCAUUGAUUCCACUGCACAACAGGUGCUGGAAGCCCAUAUUAAAAAGUUUCAUAUGAGGAUGGAGUGGGGCCUUCCCCGCAGGGUCCUUGAAUCCAUAGAGAUCUUUAACGUGAAAGAUGCAGCAUCCCAGUCCUUGUCCCAUUCCCACCUUCCCUCCUCAACCAACCUGAUUCCUGAGGUGGACUCCAAAUCUGUGGGCUUCGAGCUCCUUAGAGGAAGCUCUAAUUCUCCUCAUGGAGAAGAAGUGGGAACAACAAAUUCAGCUCCUGUCCUGGAUCAUCUGCGCCCUGCCACCUCACCUGUGGGCAAGGAAGGACAGGGGACUCUGAGACAAUCACUCUCUGGUGUUAACCACGAGCUUGCAGAGGAUGUUCAGAGAAGUAAGGGUGCCAGACAGACUCUUCUGCCUGUCACACACGGCAUCACAGGCAAAAAAAGUCAGAGACAGACUCAACUAGGCAAGAGAUGCCCCCCAAGCCUGCCUGCAAAGCAACUGGGGACAGACAUGAGCCAAAGGAUAAGAGUGUGAUUUCCAGGGAUGGAGUAGAAAUGCAACAGGGCAAAAAGACGGAGAAGUCAGAAACUAUCUCUGUGCUCAAUGUGUCCAGGGAGAUAUUCAUGGCCGAGGAGCUCAAUGCUUUUCAAUCAAAAACUGCUGACAUCUUGACCACCAGCAAGCUGGGAAGCCCCCAAAAGGCAAAUGUGAAUGAGAGUAAAGUAGAAACUACUGUGACCGCUGAAAACCCCCCACCCAAAGACCAGUUCCCCAAGAUCCUAAAUCAUUAAACCUUAAAGAACAGUUACUUGGUGAGUUAAAGUUUAAACCAGAGAGGAGGGAGCAGAGCCAGGUCCAAGGCCAACCCACUGACAGGUCCCUUGCCUCAGAGAACUUGAUUACAAGGCCUCACUGACUCAUGCCCAGGGUGUCUACAGUGGGGACAUGGGAGCUUCCCAGGUGCUGCAUGUCCAUUUGGAGGACAGAGGAAUCAGCAUGGAGCAGCAGCAGGAGCCUUGAGGACCUAAGCAUGUCUUAGGGAGGUGCCAGGAUAAGAAUUUCCCACCAACUGCAAAGAGAGUGGCCUUCUGGGCCCCAAAGCAGAAGAGCUUGGUGGAGGGGAUGCAGGGUUGGGACAUCCCAACCUAGAACAAAGAGUUCCCUACUCAGGACAUGGCAUUAGAGGAGAAGCCUGGGAGCAAGUCUUCUCAGACCCCAUCACAGAAGGGAAGGCCUCCUCCUGAAAACCUUUUCAGAAAAAAAAGAAUCACUUUUUGCAAUGGCUUCAUCUCAGGAUAAAAUGCAAAAGGCAAGAGAGUUCCAGGAAAUGGGUAGCUGCAUUUCAUCUGUACAGAGCAGAGGCAUAGUUAAAAGGAGAGCUGCCCUUACUGGGAUGACCACAGCUCAGAAGACCAUGACAGUCCCUGGGAAGUUCCCAGAGCUGGAACUGGGGCGUCGGCAUGCAACAGACACCGCAUGCCCUCAAGAGCCCCUUCCCUCCCUGAGGAAGUUUGGGAAAACCCAGCAGAAGGCAGAAGUGCAGGCCCAGGCAGAGCCCAUCCAGGGGCAUCCUUCCAACUACAGGGUUCCUUGCUGUAAAGUGACAAACACCAAGUCCUGCCACCAAGAAGCUGUCUUUGCUGGCCAGAGUUAUCCUAUAAGUAUUAGACAGAUCAGAGAUGAGAACAGACACCCCAAGAAAGUUUUGGCCUUUAGGGACCAACUAUCAGAUCAGCAGUAUCCCUCCUCUGUGUCCUGCAGGGAACCUGUGCCCCGUCCAAACCCCACCUACAGGGGUCAAGCCAGCCAGGGGCUUCUGGCUGCUCUCACCACUGAACGCACUGUGUUCAGAGAUCCAUCUCUGCUAUGUCAACAGAAAAUGCUUCUCCAGAAUUUCCAGAAAGGAAAAUUUCCCACCCCCAAAUAAUUUCUUCCUUGUAGAGUAUGUUGAUUCUCCCCAAUAAAUGAUUCUCUAAUAACAAUGAAGUCUUUUCUGUGUACUGUGUUGGGGGCAUGGGUUUUGGGUAACUCAGGGCUUAUGCUUAGAGAAAGGAAGGAGGUAGUUCAGCUCUUUCUGGUUGCUUCCUUUGGUUUCUAAAGGGCACCAGUCCCCUGGAGCUCUUAUUGACAGAGAUAUGAUGUGCCCCCCCAAAGCCCAUUUCCUUCCUGAUGAAAUCUGAGGAUUGGGCUGUCUCUUGCCUCUCAGCUUAGCCUUAACGAAAAUGUAGAGUAUCCCACACCUUCCCCUCACUGAAUGAUUUAUAACCUUUAGAGCAGUAGGAAAGACAGGUCUUCUAUAUCUGAAGAGGCUCAAGGACAUGUAUCCACUUCAGAAAAUAACAGUAAAGAAGAAACAGUGGCUUCAUCAUGAUUUAGAAGUCAGUGGCCAGAGGACCCCACAGGUGAGUGAACCCUGAACAGGAGUGUUUGGGGGUUACUGCUGCAGUGGGUCCUGGGCUGGUGGGGGAGGGGCUAGGAGCAGCAUAGAUGCUGCUUAAGAAUCUGUCAUGCAGGUCAUGCUAACGUGUUGGCGAAACAUACUUUAGACUUGACAGUGAGGAUUCCCCACUGGAAAUGUACCUUGGGCAAGGGGUUCCCCGCCCUGGGUAUUUCUUCAGGCUGCCCAGUUGAUGACAUUUGGUUGUAGAGCAAAAGCAUCACUCAGCUGUCAGUGGUAGCAAUGUUGACCAGGCAGCCAUCUACCUCUCAGGGUAAAAAAAAUGCUGAGAGUAAGGAAAAGAUGCCUUAGAGUGAGUGGAAAGUUAAGAAAAAAUGAAGAGGGGAAAGAACGACCUUGCUGGUGGAACAAAGUUUUAUGCCUCAUCAUCCAUAUUGUGACCCUGUCCUGCUCCCCCCGUCCCCUCCUCAAUCUGAUCCAGGCAUCACCUACUUGAGGCUAAUCUGAGCACUGCACAGCAUACUGCUGCCUUAUUCCAAAAAGGCUCAGGGCUGUUCUUUGAGCACUAAAACAAUAUCUGCAAGGAUGUCAUCAGGCAUGGCAUCCCCUCUUUAGGGAAGGUGAUCUUGGUGCCUUCCUUCCAUCCAUGCUUGAAGGAAAUACACAACAUGUUGCCCUUAGUGUGUAAAGUUCACGUUCAGGAUGGAGGAGCCUCCUUUGAUAUUCAUGGCCUUGGUGGAGCCAUGGUAGGUCUCCCCCAGAACACCUGCAGCUCAUGAACCAGAGGUGAGUCCCAGACUAUGCCCAGGUUACAGAUGUUUGGGAGCUCACCAUGGACCUCCACAAAAUGCUCUUUUCAGCCAAGACUGCACACAUACCCACCUUUACAAUAGGGGUCUGGAGGGAAAACAACUCCACUUGUACAGACUGGGACUCAACAAUGGGGUAAAAAUGUCCUAGACGGCACUUGAGAUAAUUUUCCCUGAAAGACUUGCGAAUGCUGGGUGUUAAAACAAAAAAUAAAAACAAAACCAAUGUGUACUACAGCCCCCUCUCACUCCCAUACUUGUAUUUCCUUGUCCGGAGUUAUGCCAUUGACCCUCUAAUGCCUGAAGCUUAGGGUCAAAGAAAGAAUGCAGAUCCUGUGGAGGCCCUUGAGAGAGACAAAAAGUGGGAUGGUGCCCAACGCAGGGAACUUGAAGAGGUGAGGAGGCGGUGGAGGGCUCGAACAUCCAUGUGGAUGGACCAGCCAAUAGCCCAGCCCCUCAGAUCCUACAUCAUCUCAUCUUAGGCUCCUUUACUUUCAUUCCAGGGCAGUUACUGCCACCCUCCAGAGCUUAUCGCCAGGAACACUUCCACCACCUGGAUUAAUACAGUCUGACAUUCCACCCGUUGACCUCGUCUCCUGAUUCCUCCAGUUUAUAAGCCCCUUGUUAAUUUUUCAACUCCAGGCCAUUCAUUUUUCCACUUACUCCUCAUCAAUCCAGCCAGAUCCUGUCUUUAUUUCCUCCCUCUCCAAGGCAGAUUUGAUGGUCUAUCAGGUAACCAACACUUAAAAAGCUCCACUACAAAUGGGCCCCAUACAAUCCCUUUUAAUCUUUCCUGUUUGGCAAAGUCCAAUCUCUCUGCCUUUUCCAGAAACGCCUUCCUACAACUGACCCCUAUAUGAUUAAAUCUCGCAAUCAAAUCCACUGGUGCCAUGAUAAAUUCAGCCCCAGCACUAACUGGAAAACAUUUGCUCAUUCCACAAAUAAUUAUCCCAUGCCUACUAACGUGAACAAAACAAAUGCAGCACAGGUCACUGUUUCCUUAGUUCCUUCUCCCUCUGAUGCAACUCAACUUUGUUUCAAAUCUCCUGCACUUUCCUCAAACUUAAGCCGUGUCCACGAGCUCAGUAGAUGUACUGGACCACCGUUCACAGAGGAGCUAGAAGCCAUGAGACAGGAACCUUUCAUCAAAUAACCUUCACAAAAACCCUUUCCCAUUCCUCCUUUCCUUCUUUCCCGUUACAUGAAAAGAGGUUUCCUUCCUAACCUCAAUGAUUACACUGCCUGAAAUGUCCUUAUUGAGAGAGCUAAACCCUCAUCUUGAUGGACUGAGCCCCCUUGCCAGGUAUCCUCUCGGCCCCUCCCCCCUCUCCUUAUGAGGCACCUAACUUUUACUGUUUUAAGCUUCCUAUUACAGAAAUGUUUAAACAUGCAUGAGAGCAGUGUGACUUCCCAUGUACCCCUCACCCGCUUUCACAGUUGUCGUCUGGCACGUGUGAUAUGGCCCAUCUCCUACACUAUGGUUAAAGGGCAAAAGCCCAUCAGAACAUCCUGCCAUCCGUCUCUUAGACGUAUACUUUGUGCCCGUGUCACAGCUCUCAUAUUUCUUUGAUUUUUACAACUGUGGAGCACACUGACCCACAAGAGAUGGACACAGCCAUGUGGACCAAAAGCACUGAGCUUUAGAGGCUUUGGUCAUCAGUUCUGCUCUGCCCUGUAGUCAAGCCUGAGGAGUUACCCAAGUGAACUCCUCCCUCAACCCCACACAGAAAGGAAUCUUCCUGAGCAAACGCAGUGCACGGUGUUGCAGUCCCUUAAUCACAGUGACUACAGCAUGCAGAGAGUACAGAAGUAGCUGUACUUGUGAUAAGGACUUGACAUCACUACAUAAGUGUUUUCAAAUAUUUAGAAGAAAAUUUUUUCUUGUAUUUAAAAUGAGCUAUUGUGUUUUGAGUUAAACACAGUAGAUCAAACAUAUUGUUUAUCUCCUUUCCUUCCCAAAAUGCCAUUAAAAGAUUAGAUGAAAAGAUGCUCAACAUCAUUAGUCAUCAGGGAAAUGCAAAUCAAAACCACUAUGAGGGGCUGGCCCU
Equus caballus (horse) is the source of this 6818-nucleotide messenger RNA. Lineage: Eukaryota; Metazoa; Chordata; Mammalia; Perissodactyla; Equidae. The record is from RefSeq and is a predicted model, not a curated record.